CACGUGUGUGAAACUAACGUCUAACGUGUGAAAACAGUUCGCGCGUCAUGGCUUCUCGGGCACAUGUGCAACGCGUCAGGAUAUUGUACAAGACGAUUUUGAGGUUACACCGCGGUCUACCGGCCGAGAUUCAAUCUUUAGGUGAUAAUUACGUUCGCGACGAAUUUAGAAGACACAAAAAGUGCAUCGAGAGCGAAGCGAUCAUUUUUCUUCACGAAUGGACUGAUUACGCAGUCUCUCUAGCCGAACAGCUCGGGUUAAGGGGUCCUCAUACGGCAAAACCGCUUGGCAAGUACCUAAAGAAAGACGAUCUCGAAAAAUUGCGAGAUGAUCAAGUGCGUCAAUUGUACGAAUUGAUGAUUGCGGCGAUGGGAAAGACGGAGGAUAAUAUAAGCGAGUAAACGUAAUUAUCGUAGUAGAUUCUCCUGAAAUCGAAUUCACGGAAUACUCUGUAGCUAAUAAUUUAAAGCGAUUGAAUUAUAAUGACUAAGGUUUUCUUAAGGAAUUGUACAUUCAAGUUGCGAAUAAAAAUACAAUUUGUCUUA
Harpegnathos saltator (Jerdon's jumping ant) is the source of this 545-nucleotide messenger RNA. It is a transcript of the gene Sdhaf3, whose product is annotated as Succinate dehydrogenase assembly factor 3. The record is from RefSeq and is a predicted model, not a curated record. The coding region runs from base 48 to 401 and encodes 117 amino acids. Gene Ontology annotation, cellular component: mitochondrial intermembrane space; mitochondrion. Lineage: Eukaryota; Metazoa; Arthropoda; Insecta; Hymenoptera; Formicidae. The transcript has 2 exons. Gene Ontology annotation, biological process: succinate metabolic process; mitochondrial respiratory chain complex II assembly.